CGGGCCAGCGUCUGUCUGGCCGGGCUUCGGGCACCGCUGCGCGGUUCAAGAUCGAACGUCUUCCGCGCCUGGCCUCCACUUACUUGCUUGAUGCGCCACGGGCUCGCCCUGCGCCCGAUUCCUGCUUCUGUGGUGAGUCUCUCGUUUGCUCGUCCGCUCGGGGCCUUGCGGAUCUUCGAUCGUCGACCUUUUCGGAUCAAGAUUCGCUGCUCGGAGAUGGUGGGGUCGAGUUCGGUCCCUCUGAUUUCUCCGUGGGUGCUUUCUUAAUCAGGAGCUGCUGCAUCGAGCUGCCAGCGGAGUUUUUCCUCUGACCGCUAAUUAAUUCACCGCGGGAGGGCUCGACGUCGGAGUGGCUGGCAACUGUGAUGUUCCUCGAGUGCUUCAGUUUGCGUUUGAGCACAGCGCGAGGUUUGGCUCUCGGGUCGGUCUGAUUUUGGAAGUCGGUGGCACGUCGAACGCGAAGACUGAUGGCGUCUUGUAAUUUGCACUCGGCUGUGGCCUGCGCAGCAAUUCUCAGCAGGGCUCAAGGUUCUUGUUCCACCAGUGUGAAUUCUCUAGCCGGCUGGUCUCGGUCGAAUUGGAGAUCCGAUGCUCUUGUGUGGGAUGUCCUGCGACUCUCGUCGAAUCAAGACAACAGAGUUCUCAGAUUCUCAACACGCGCGCAAAACGACCCUCAGUAUUUUGUCUCAGAUGCGAGUAAUCAAGAAGCGGAACCACAAAUUAUAGUUCCUAACGUGAAUACCUCAGAUUACCUUUAUGGGGAGAAGGAAAUGUUGAAGUCGGUUGAUGAAGACGCAGGAGACACUUCGGAGGCAGAAGAGGACGGAGAUGAUCCAUGGUUGCUCGAAUUUCAAAAUGAAAUUCAAAGAAUAAAAGACACGUGGAGUGAUGUCGAGAGAAUAACAGAGUCCUUGGAUCAAGUAUCUGAUUACUCUGGAUUGCCACGCAAUACCUCUAGGAGACGCGUACUGGGUGCGCCCAUGUUCAUGUCGUUGGCACUUCUGUUCGGAUGGGCUGGCCCGCAGAAACAGGCCCAUGCCAUGGUGCCUGCGAAAAUCGAUUUGACUACAACACCCAAAACCGCCCAGUUUGAUGCUGGAGAUGAACGUCUUCAGAAUGCUGCUUCGGUUUUUAGACAAGCUUUAGAGGCCACCACGGUCGAGGAAGAAGAGCGACUGUGGACAGAAGUGAUUAACACGUCUGAAAAUGUUGAUGCCGAAUGGGUCCAAGACAUUCUGGCCAGAGCUUUUGGAAAUAGAGGAAACGCACGUAGUCGGCAGGGAAAUCUCGAGGAGGCGCUGGUAGACUACAAUCGAUCUAUUCAACUUGCACCGUAUGCAGUCGAUCCUGUCCUUAAUAGGGGAGUGGCACUCGAGAGCUUGGGAAGGUACGAAGAAGCAUCAGCAGAUUACGAAGCUGUCCUGAAAGCCCAACCCGAAGAUCCUGCGGCAUGGAACAAUUUGGGGAACGUCAAGGCAGCUAUGAGUAAAUGGGAUGAUGCCUUACGAAGUUAUCUACGAGCUGUGCAACUUGCUCCCAAAUUUUCCUUUGCUGCUGCUAACUACGCCCUGGCACUUUACCAAGUUGGCAGGGACAAUGAAGCUGUUCGACAAUUUCGCAAUCUUUUGAGAAAAUAUCCUGAGUUCGCGGAUGUAAGAGCAGCACUGGCCGUGUCUUUGUACCAACAAGGUUUAUAUGGUGAAGCAGAAACAAACUGGGGCCGUCUUGAGGAUGGGAGGUACAGAGAUCGCGAUUGGGUAAAGAAUACCCGUCGAUGGCCACCAAGGCUUACAUCUGCUCUGGAAGAUUUUUUGGAUGUGAAACAGAAGACUAUCACUUGAGAGAAAACUGCCUGCACCUGCAAAGAAUUGCUUGUAAAAUAGUUCAUCCUCCAGCAGCCUGGAAUGAAUUUGGGAGUUGUUUUUUUGAUGAACAGCUUACAUCAACGUAGAAAUUACGCCAAAUAUCCUCGGAAACGAAGACAUGAGAGGACAUUUCAAUAGAUGUAGAGAAGAAUUGUAAAUCAUAUAAGGAGACAACUACAUCAAUAGUUAGAGUUGUACACAUGGAGGAUCUAAUUUCUCUACUCUAUCCGGGUUAGUUCAGCUCCUAGAACCGCUGAGCAAGUCAAGAAUUCCAGGGCUGGAGGAAACGACAGCAUGGUCUGCUAGAGUACGGUGGGCCAAUAAUGGUCCUAUUGUCAGCGAGCUCCUUCAGCUUUUCCGGAAAGCAGAACCAACCGCUAUCCUUGAUAUUGUAUUGAAGAAAGAAUAACAGGAAGGCUUAUGACGAUAGAGCUAUAACUACGUUAUAGCAAAUAUCUCUUUCACCAUGAUUAGCCAGAAAACGUGGACUCUGAACGGAAUCAGAUGUACGGGUAGACACUAACGGAAUCAGGCUGAAUUAAUAUCUACUCAUUCCCAUCUCCGGAUCGGGGUACUUGUAUUGUCCAAGCCCCAGAACAUACACCAACACUCGUUACCUUGUGUGGAGGUGCAUGUCACGACAGCCGUAGUCCGGAAGGAGUUGUAGAUUGUUGUACAAUGUCGGAAUAUCUGGUUCAAAACGAAUAUGUCAUAGAAAUAUUCGUAUAUAUUUCAUAGAAAUAUAUAGCAGCGUUGCAAGAUAAUAUUGUGUAGCGUUGUAUCUAAUUUCUAACACUCCCACUUACUGUCAGCAAGCAUUCAAUGUUUGUUUGUUAGAGAUGGUAAUGGACACAUUGCCAUGAAUCUACUUCUCUU
Molecule: messenger RNA, 2741 nt
Organism: Marchantia polymorpha subsp. ruderalis
Lineage: Eukaryota; Viridiplantae; Streptophyta; Marchantiopsida; Marchantiales; Marchantiaceae
Source: the annotation of a GenBank genome assembly